This is a messenger RNA of Phacochoerus africanus (Common warthog), 2713 nucleotides long. RefSeq names its product caspase-13-like. Gene Ontology annotation, biological process: proteolysis; regulation of apoptotic process. The transcript has 9 exons. Lineage: Eukaryota; Metazoa; Chordata; Mammalia; Artiodactyla; Suidae. The coding region runs from base 333 to 1466 and encodes 377 amino acids. The record is from RefSeq and is a predicted model, not a curated record. Gene Ontology annotation, molecular function: caspase binding; cysteine-type endopeptidase activity. Gene Ontology annotation, cellular component: protein-containing complex.
AGCAGAGGAAUACUGAGAGAUCAGAAGGAGAAGAACAGAGAGAGGGAAGUGUGAGGCAAUGAGGAAAGAAAAAGUAAAGAAGGGAGAAAACACUCCACCGAUCCAAAGUAGGUUAGGCUAUGUUUUUUUUCAUGUCAAUUUUUUUCUUCCUAGAGGAAGAAAUCCACUUGCUGACUACAGGGGACUUCCCGGCAGGGAACCCAGAAGUUCUGAGCAGCAGUUUCCCAAUCUAUGAUUAGAAGUCCCCGCCUCCCGAACUAAGGAAAUUAGUAGUUUCAUUUUCAAGCCUGUGCUCUCCUCAAGGCAGCAGGAAGGGACUGAGGCUGUUACCUAUGGCUGAAGUCAAACAAAAAAAAAACCCACUGAAGAUUUUGGAAUCUAUGGGAAAAGAACUCAUUACUGGAGUUUUGGAUGAUUUGGUGGAAAAAGAUGUUCUGAAACUGGAAGAAGAGGAGAAGAAAAAUAUUUAUGAUGCCAAACUUCAAGACAAGGCCCGGAUCUUGAUGGACUCUGUGCUACAGAAACGCCAUGAGGCAAGUCAAGUCUUUGUUAAAACCUUCCUUAACAUGGACAAAAAUUCCACCAGCAUACAAGCUCCCGAGAAAAUCAUGGCUGGACCAGAUGAGUCAGAAGAAUCUACUGAUACCCUCAAGCUUUGCCCUCAUGAAGAAUUCCUGAAACUGUGUAAAGAAAGGACUGGAGAGAUCUAUCCAAUAAAAAAUAAAAAUGACCGCACUCGUCUGGCUCUCAUCAUAUGCAAUACAAAGUUUGAUCAUCUUCCUCUCAGGAAUGGGGCUGACCUCGACAUUAAGGGAAUGAAGGGGCUGCUUGAGGGCCUUGGCUACAGUGUAGUUGUGGAAGAGAAACUCACGGCCGAGGAGAUGGAAUCGGUGCUGUGGGGGUUUGCUGCCCGCCAAGAGCACAAGUCUUCAGACAGCACAUUCUUAGUGUUCAUGUCUCAUGGCAUCCUGGAUGGGAUCUGUGGGACUAUGCAUAGUGAUAAAAAACCAGAUGUGCUACAUUAUGACACCAUCUUCAAGAUAUUCAACAACCGCAACUGCCUCGGUCUGAAGGACAAACCUAAGGUCAUCAUUGUCCAGGCCUGCAGAGGUGCAAAUCGUGGAGAAGUGUGGGUCAGUGACUCUCCAGCAACCUUGGCAGACAGCUCUUCAGAGUCACCUGAGGACCUGGAGGAGGAUGCCGUUUACAAGACCCACGUGGAGAAGGACUUCAUCGCUUUUUGCUCUUCAACACCACAUAAUGUGUCCUGGAGAGAUGUCACAAAGGGUUCUCUCUUCAUCACACAACUCAUCACUUGCUUCCAAAAAUAUGCUUGGCGCUGUCACCUAGAGGAAGUAUUUAGGAAGGUACAACAAUCAUUUGAAACACCAAACGUUAAAGCCCAGAUGCCCACCAUUGAACGACUCUCCAUGACAAGAUAUUUCUACCUCUUUCCUGGCAAUUGAGAAAAAAAAUCACAGACAGUCUAGCCCUUUACCAACUUCAAGAAGCACCAUUACCAGCACAGCACAUAUGUUUAACAUUUUGUCUUUCAGUGUAAAUGAAAAACAAUGGUUUUUUUUUUUUUGGGUCUUCUAAUAGAGAAGAGAAUUUCAAUUAAAAUGAUGGAUGAUGGAAAUGAAGUGGAAGAAGUGAGCUGGAUUUUUCUGAUUAUGACAUAAUAUCUGCACUUUACUGAGUGAAGGGAACUGGCCGUGGCUUGCUCUCAGCAACAAGAAGGAGAUGGUACCCAUCUAGAGACAAGAAUUAUAAACCGAUCAGCUCCUCCUUGUGCACUCAUCUAACCUGGGGUCUAGAAUUGUCCAAAAGAAGUUUUCUAAUUUAUUAUUUAGCCAACAUCAUAGCUGGAGCUCUUUUUUUUCUUCACUAAGUUAUUAUGCUUUUAGCAAAUUAUACUAUGUAUCUAUCUUUCUUCCUACCUAUAAGAUAAUUCACUUUCUUGUUGCUUAUUUUCUUUCCAAUUUAUGCAUAUUUCCAAGCUUCAGGAGAAUUUUUUACUUAGCAAACACUGGGUCAUUGUCCAAAAUAAAUUGGGCUUCUGAUUCAAGAUGGUGUAACCUCAGUGUAUCUGUAUAGAAAGAAAAGUAUUAUUAAUAAAGAAUAGCCAAAAUGGCAGUGUCAACAGUGGGAGACAGGAUGUUAAAAUUUCUGGAAAGGUGAAAUUUCUAGAGGAAUUUUGGCAACAUGGCCUUCUGAGUUACUAAGUAAUGAAAUGUACCACUUCUGCUACAUACACAGAAUGCUGAAUAAAUAUUUUAGUACGUGCUAAACUGCAUUAAACAUAAAAUGAUUCUCUAUGUGUCAAAUAUAACCAUAAUAGUUAAUAUUCAUUACUGUGUGUCAGGAUUAUUUCAAGAAUUUUUAUUACUCUAAGGGACUUUGAAUAAAUAAGUAGCUACUUUAACCUUCACAACAGCCCUGCAACGUAAUCACUAUCAAUAUCCCCAUCUUACAGAUAAUGAAACUAAAGAAAAUAGAGCCUAAGUGAUGUGCCCAAAGUCACACAGUUAGUACGUGGUUGCACCGGCAUUUGAAUGCAGUCUGACUUGCUCUGCAAUCUGAGAUGUUAACCACUGUACUGCAUUGCCUCCCCAAGGCAAGGAGAGAAUGAAAUUGUAUACGUUUUAAAUUGUAAGGGUUGGGGUUUCCGUCGUGGCUCAGUGGAAAUAAAUCUGACUGGUAUUCAUGAGGA